Lethenteron reissneri (Far Eastern brook lamprey) is the source of this 674-nucleotide messenger RNA. RefSeq names its product zinc finger protein 892-like. Lineage: Eukaryota; Metazoa; Chordata; Hyperoartia; Petromyzontiformes; Petromyzontidae. Gene Ontology annotation, molecular function: DNA-binding transcription factor activity, RNA polymerase II-specific; RNA polymerase II cis-regulatory region sequence-specific DNA binding. The record is from RefSeq and is a predicted model, not a curated record. Gene Ontology annotation, biological process: regulation of DNA-templated transcription.
CCACGCGACCACGGAGAGAGAGACACGCAAACUCCAAAUAUACAGCAGCAGCAGCAGCAGGCGUCAGGGUCGGGAUCGAACCCACGACUUCCUGUAUACCAGGCGAGCUGUCGCUUGGUCUGAUGGAGCAAAGACGCUCAGCGCAGGUCGAUACGACAAGUCAACAAUGCGACCAGCGUGGAUACAGCACAGAUCAGACUGUAAAUUUGACACAGCACCAGAGAACACAAACAGGAGAGAAACCAUUAAAGUGCACUGUGUGUGGGAUGGCGUUUGCAUGGCCAUCAGUCCUUACAAGACACCAGAGAACACACACGGGAGAGAAACCCUUCAAGUGCACUGUGUGUGACGAGGCAUUUGCAUGGCGAUCUUCUCUUAAAAGACACCAGAGAACACAUACAGGAGAGAAACCCUUCAAGUGUACUCUGUGCGGGAAGGCGUUUUCUGUUUUCCAUCUUCUCGUAAUACACCAGAGAACACACACGGGAGAGAAACCCUUCGAGUGCAGUGUAUGUGGGAAGGCAUUUUCACAAGCAGCUCGUGACGACGACGACGACGACAACGACGACGCGUCCUCGUCGUCACCCUCGCUCACCCACGCGGCGCUACAGCUUGAGGGACGACGACGCGUCUUCGUCGUCACCUUCACUCACCCACGCGGCGCUACAGCUUGA